GGCAUAGACUCGAAGGCCGAAAAGACUCGGGUGGAGCCACUCGACUGCCUUAACUGGUAACGCAUUGUCAUCAUUGGUCAGUUGUAUUAUCGCUGUGGCCUCACGUUUAUUUCAGUCUGCCCGCAUUCCAUCUAGAAGAGUGAACAUGGCAUUGCUGCAGACUAUACUUGUGUACACUAUUGCAUGUAUUGCUGGUUUCUACACGUCCGUACGUUUAGCCAUUCGUUACGUCUCGAAUCCGUCCGCUUUUCCAGUGAAGAAGCGAGAUAAACCACCGAAAUGCCUCACAGACCCUGACCUUGGAGUUCAUGGAUAUCUUUCCCUUAAAGGUAUCAAAAUACAUUAUGUUGAAAAAGGAGACAGAUCAAAGCCUCUCAUGCUGUUUGUACAUGGGUUUCCUGAAUUCUGGUACUCCUGGAGAUAUCAAAUGAAAGAAUUCUCCAAAGAUUACUGGACAGUCGCAAUAGAUAUGCGAGGUUACGGGGACUCGGAGAAACCAUCUGGUGUAAAGUACUACAGCAUGGACUAUCUUGUUGAUGAUAUUAAGCAGGUUGUUGAGGCUUUAGGUCGACAAAAGAUCAUUUUAGUUGCUCAUGAUUGGGGUGGUGCUAUUGCAUGGAAUUUUAUUCUGAAGCACCAUGAAAUGGUACAAAGCUAUAUCAUCAUGGAUGCUCCAUAUUUUCCAGCUUUUCCUGAAGUUGCAAAAGAAAACCCAAAACAGUUCUUCUGUUCUUUGUACAUGUGUUUCUUCCAACUUCCAUAUCUGCCAGAACUCUUCCUUUCGUCUUUUGACUUCAGAGGGUUUCGACGACUGUUCAGAGGAAAGAACCCAAAAACCCCUUUCACUGUUUCUGAUGAAGAUAUUGAGGCAUUUAAAUAUAAUUUUAGCAAACCAGAGGGAUUAACACCUGCACUGAACUACUAUAGGGCUAAUGUUCUGAGAAUUCGCCCUUCCAGUCCGUCACAAAUGAAGCUGGAUAUUGAACCACAUGGACUUCUAAUAUUUGGUGAACUAGAUAGGUACCUGCUGCCAGCCCAUGUACCAGCAGCUCAGAAGUAUGUGAAGAACCUGGAAGGAAGAAUUGUUAAGGGAGCCAAUCAUUUUGUGCAGCAGGAUGAUCCUGACACGGUGAACAAAUACAUGAGAGAAUUCCUUGAGAAAAAUGUAAAAUGAUGUCAAUUGAUGUUACAAUAAAUCAGGAUUCAAUACCUGUAUGUAUAAAAAAUUUGAAAUACGCUGUCUUGAAAAACACAGCAGGUUUCUGAAAGUUUUCAAGGUCAAUUAUAUAAAAAGAAAUCAUU
This is a messenger RNA of Cryptotermes secundus, 1302 nucleotides long. Its product is annotated as epoxide hydrolase 3. The transcript is spliced from 6 exons. NCBI's taxonomy places the organism in Eukaryota, Metazoa, Arthropoda, Insecta, Blattodea, Kalotermitidae. Bases 146 to 1174 code for a protein of 342 amino acids. The record is from RefSeq and is a predicted model, not a curated record. Gene Ontology annotation, molecular function: hydrolase activity.